Molecule: messenger RNA, 1203 nt
Organism: Cetraspora pellucida
Lineage: Eukaryota; Fungi; Glomeromycota; Glomeromycetes; Diversisporales; Gigasporaceae
Source: the annotation of a GenBank genome assembly
AUGCCUGUAGCAACUGGAAUUCCGGUUUCUAAUACAAUCAACAACACUCUUCCUUUUCCUCCACUUACAGAACAACAUAUUUUAAAUUGUGUAUUCUCUUCUUGGUAUAAUACUUUUCGACGUGUCACAUUAAAAUCAAAGAUUAUUAAGCCUUUACCCGAAGAAUUUAUCGAAUAUUUACAUGCAGACGGCAUAUUUCUUCCUGAACAAAAUUUUCUUGAAAGGAAUAUAACAGAAUUCAGUGAUGACGACGAAGAAUAUACCGGAGUUGGAACAGAUUUGAUUGGAGAAGACGAUGACCAACAAUUACCAAGCUUUCCUGACUUAGAACAACAGAUCUGGCAGACGAUCGAGGAAUUUGAUGGUGCUGUUUUUCCAAAACUUAAUUGGAGUUCGCCUAGAGAUGCUGUAUGGAUAUCUGCUACGAACACACUUAAAUGCAACACACCAUCAGACAUAUUUCUUUUACUUAAAUCAUCCGAUUUUGUAGCUCAUGAUCUCGAUCAUGCAUUCGAAGAUUGUAAUUACGAAGAAGAAUCUUUAAGAAGACAACGACCCGAUGUAUUCGAGUUAGUAUUAAGAAAAUGGUAUGAUGUAGCUCCAUCAAUGGAAUUUCGUUGUUUUGUAAGAAAUGAAGAACUAGUUGCUAUAUCACAGCGCGAUGUCAAUUAUUAUCCUUUUUUAGUUGACGUCCAGGAAGAUUUAGAAACGAAAAUUAUACAAUUUUUUAAUACUAAUAUCCGAAACAAGUUUUUUAACAGAGAUUAUGUUUUUGAUGCAUAUGUAACACGUAAUAGAGAACGUGUUUGGUUAAUUGAUUUCAAUCCAUUCGGACCAAUGACCGAUAGCCUUUUAUUCACAUGGGAAGAUAUACUGACGGCUGCAGGUCCACCAAUAUUCCGUAUAAUAACUUCCCAAUCACAGGCUAGUCAGUCACGUAGUCAGCCAUUUGCGACCAACAGAUUUCCGCGAGAAGUUUUUGAUUUUUCGCAAGGUCAAACUGUUGUAGAAUUUGCUGAACGAUUUCAAAGGGAAUUGGAAGAAUUGCUAGACAUGAUGUUACUUGGGGACCCUGUACCCACAGGUAGUCGUGAACACUUUGACAAAAGAUCGCAGACUUACACUAGGCAAUUCGAUGAAGACAAACCGUACGGUUCCGUUUUCCCUAGACACCAGCCUAAAGACAGAGCCACAUUUUACUAG